Pseudovirgaria hyperparasitica is the source of this 2407-nucleotide messenger RNA. RefSeq lists its product as uncharacterized. Lineage: Eukaryota; Fungi; Ascomycota; Dothideomycetes; Acrospermales; Acrospermaceae. Gene Ontology annotation, molecular function: histone H3T3 kinase activity. Gene Ontology annotation, cellular component: nucleus; cytoplasm. The coding region runs from base 63 to 2045 and encodes 660 amino acids. The transcript is spliced from 2 exons. The record is from RefSeq and is a predicted model, not a curated record. Gene Ontology annotation, biological process: intracellular signal transduction; mitotic cell cycle.
ACGAAAUACCUCUUACAAUCCUAGCUUCCUACAGUCGUUACUGGCCCAUCCAGCUAGCCAAAAUGCCUCGAAAGACUAGAGCUAUCUACGGGAAGAAAGCGAACAAGACAUUGUGUGCGAAAGUAGCAGAUUUCAACGCUUCGUCGAGCCCAACACGCUUGCCACUAGCGAAGACCGACGAUGUCGAUGCUGUUACGAGAAGGUUAGAGUCCGUGAAAUUAGAUGGAGAAGAGACGGAACAAAGACCUGAGAGGCGGAGGAAGGCGCUGCGGCCGAGAAAUUACAGUGCUAGGGACGUCGAGUCAACAAAAGUCCAUGUGAAGAGAGGAAUAGAAGAACAGCAAAAGCAUAAUGUUGUCUCAGACCAUGACAUCCAUGGCAUCCCCCAGAACUCAGAAGAGAUCAGAUGCAAGAGAGAUCCAACAACACAGAGCUCACCAAGGCGACCCCGAGGACGACGGCGAGCGUCACAAGCUGUUGAAGACAGGAAUACUAUAGAUCAAACAGAACCCGACUCAGAAGUGACAUCCGAAGCAAGUCAUUUCGAAGGACCAACUUACCCAAUCAUCGAGAGCACCCCACCAAGCUCGCCAAUUCAGAGGGGUUGGAAGUCACGCUCAAGACGCAUAAUUGAGGAUAGUCCUGAACCUGUGCAGAUCUCGCGGUCACACAUAUCUCUUAUUUCUGUAGUCCAAGAUACGGAUAGUGAGACUAGCCUCAGCAGCCUUCCGGAUUCGGAUAUCGAAACAAGUCAUAUUGAUGUAGAGUACACUCGCCCACUACUCCAAUACUGCAGAGACCCUAAAGGCCGAAAAGGCCCUUCCGAAUUUACGGAUUGGUCCUCGUCACUUGAAGAGCGUCUUGAUAUAAGGAAGAUUGCAGAAGCGUCUUACGGAGAAGUAUAUCGCCUGUCUGUCUCAGGCCCAUCGUCGCUAACAAGGUCGGACGAAUCGGUUCUAAAACUGAUACCACUACAACCAUCCUGGCUGAACACUCUUUCAGAGGAGGACCAGAUGGACUAUGCGUGGAUGUCGACGAUAGCGUCAGUCACCUCUGAGGUUCAACUAUUACAACGCAUGGCUUCCACACCUGGCUUCACAAAUUUCAGAGAAAUAAGAGUGGUUCAGGGGAGACCGAGCAAAUUCUUCUGUAGUGCCUGGAAAGCGUUCAACAAAGCGCAGCCUAGACAUCAGAAGAGCGAGUUCCCAGAUCCUAGCAAGAAGAUCAGCUAUGCUGAGGAUCAAUUAUGGGCUGUCAUUGAAAUGCAGGAUGCAGGGACGGAUCUGGAGCACAUCAAGGUCGAUAAUAUCUGGGCUUUAUGGGAUAUAUUCUGGGGCGUGACCCUGGCCGUCGCCAAAGCCGAAGAAUGGGCUAGAUUUGAGCACCGUGACUUACACCUUGGCAACAUCUGUAUUCGUCCAUUCGACAUCGCUUCUCCACCCCUGAUACCUACGUCGCACCAUGGAAAACUCUUCUAUACCAACCUUGAAACCACGAUAAUCGACUACACCCUCUCACGCGCCGACCUCGCUCCCUCUACAACUGUUACAACACCAGUUGCAUAUCUCGACCUCGAUGCGGACCCUGCUGUCUUUGAUGGUGACGGCCAGAAGGACUACCAAUACGACAUCUACCGCUACAUGCGCUCUGUAUUUUUCACCAACGAUCCGAAUUCCGGCUAUGAUCAGCCCAACAAGAAACUUCCUGCGAAAUUAAAAAAUCGAGGACCGAAGACCUGGGAGGGGUACAACCCGGCGACGAACGCAGUUUGGCUACACUUCGUACUUCACCAACUCCUUACUCAACUCCCUCCACCUCCACUCACCCAAGAGGAUUACGGCAACACCAAGCGUGCUGAGCAUAUAUCUCAGAAGGCUGCACGUCUAGAGCGACGACUAAGACGCCUCGAUAAGACACUGGAUUUCCGUCGGACUGAUAGGAGUGAUAACGAACGCUUCGAGAGCGCUACGCAGAUUGUUGAGUGGGCUAUUUUAUAUGGGUGGCUAGGUGAAGGGGAUAUACUUGGCGAGCGAAGGAUAACGUGAAAAUAAAAAGGCUCAACAUCGUUGGUAUGGUGUCGGAUUCUUUCUUGCGACUAGCAUAGCGGGCGUUGCGUGGGUUGUUUGUAGGUCCAUUAGCGGAGCAUUUUAUGCGUAGACACGAAUAGUAUUGUUUCAGGCUACAGGUGUGUCAUGACGCCCGUCCGACUGCGAUUCCAAGUCAAGCUUUUUCUUCAACUCUUGAUGCAUCUCCUAUCUCUCUGCUUGCUUGCUUCCUUCUCAUAUUCGUAGGAUGUAUAAUAGUGUUCAUGGCGCUCUUGUGACACGAGUCCUGUACAUCCUGGGAAGAGGACAAGAUGCGAUGAUGAAAUCUGCAAACGAGAGAAUUUACGGUGGCCCUAGCGUGC